CGGUGUAUGUUACCAUGGCAGCAGCACAGGUAGAACAGCAGCAUCCGCUAGCGAACGACACGAAGGUCGUGAAGGCGAAACCCGUCCGCAAGGUGUUUAAGGGCGCAUCGCGCGUUAUCAACAAAAUACCCGCCAGCUUGCUAAACGAUCCAGCACUGAACGAGGCGAUCGCGGCCCUACCCGCCAACUACAACUUCGAGGUGCACAAAACGGUAUGGCGUGUGCGGGAAACGAAAGCGAAACGUGUCGCACUCCAGAUGCCGGAAGGAUUGCUAAUGUUUUCGCUCGUCCUGAGCGACAUCAUCGAACGCUUUACCGAGGCGGACACCGUUAUUAUGGGUGACGUUACGUACGGUGCCUGCUGUGUGGAUGAUUUCACUGCAAAAGCGCUCGGGGCGGAUCUGCUCGUGCACUACGGACACAGCUGCCUGAUUCCGAUCGAUCAGACCACGGGCAUCAAGGUGCUGUACGUGUUUGUGGACAUUAAAAUUGACAUGCUGCACUUUGUCGAGAGCGUAAAGCUCAACUUUCCCCGCGAGCGUAAGCUAGCCUUCGUCAGUACGAUACAGUUUGUGGCCACACUGCACGCUGCAGCGAAGGAGCUACGCGAGGACGGGUAUGACGUACUGAUACCGCAAUCGAAACCACUCAGUCCGGGUGAAAUAUUGGGCUGUACGGCACCACGGAUGGGGGACAGUGUCCGCACGCUGAUCUAUCUCGGCGAUGGGCGGUUCCAUCUCGAGGCAGCGAUGAUUGCUAACCCGGCCCUGGAAGCGUACAAGUACGAUCCGUACGAGAAAAAGUUUACCCGUGAGCUGUACGACCACGAAACGAUGCGCCAGAAUCGGAAGCAAGCGAUCGAUGAUGCACGCGCUGCACGCCGGUUCGGGCUGAUAUUGGGGACGCUUGGGCGCCAGGGUUCGACGAAGGUGCUGGAGCAUCUCGAGGGACGGUUGAAACACCACGGUCGGGAAGCGGUGAUCAUACUACUAUCGGAGAUUUUCCCUUCCAAGCUGGCCCGUAUGGAGCACAUCGAUGCGUUUGUACAGGUUGCCUGUCCGCGGCUUUCCAUCGACUGGGGUUCGGCGUUCACGAAACCGCUGCUUACUCCGUACGAGCUUUCCGUAGUGCUCGGUGAUGCCGAAUGGAACGUACCGGAGUGUACUGCGGCAACCGAACAGAAGCCCAAACCCGCACCCAACCUGGAGGUUGCCUAUCCGAUGGAUUUUUACGCCAAUGCCAGCCUUGGCCAGUGGACGCCCAACUUUAAGAAGCUCGAUAUCUGUGAAAAUUCCACCGGUGGGUGCUGCGGUCGCUGUAAGGAGGAAAAGGAUAAGGAGGUGAAACACAAAGAAGGAACAGAGGAUUCGCCGGUUCAGAUUGUGGUGGAACAAGAGGAAUAA
Molecule: messenger RNA, 1403 nt
Organism: Anopheles maculipalpis
Lineage: Eukaryota; Metazoa; Arthropoda; Insecta; Diptera; Culicidae
Gene: Dph1
Product: 2-(3-amino-3-carboxypropyl)histidine synthase subunit 1
Exons: 2
Coding region: 15-1403 (462 amino acids)
Biological process (GO): protein histidyl modification to diphthamide
Molecular function (GO): 2-(3-amino-3-carboxypropyl)histidine synthase activity
Source: RefSeq, a predicted model, not a curated record